GUCAAUAGUAAAAGUAGAUGAUUCGAGUUCCUUCACCGAGAUUUUUUAUAAUAAGUAUUGUAUUUCUGUCGUAGUCGAUGUCCUACUUUCGUGUUUAUAGAGAAAAAUUUGUUUAAAAAAUGAAUAAAAGCAUGCAUUUGUUUAUGUUAACGGUGUUAUUAUGGAUUAUCAAUUUGCAUGGGGCGACAACAACAACUGACUCCAGUGAGCCUGAAGGAGAUGGAGAUCCUUGUAAAACCGGACAUCUACGUUUCCAUGAAGACACAGCUCAAACCAAAAUGGUCGUCUGUCCACGAGGUGGCUCGGUAGAGAUGAAAUGUCAAGCAUGCGGAUCACCCAAACCGACGAUAGAAUGGCAUAGGACCAAUGUACCUGAUCGCAUCAAAUGGCACGAAGCAAAGAACCGAGAAAUAACAAAUGAUAAUACAAUAUUAAAAAUCUGGAAUUGUGAUGAAUCCGAUGCUACAUCUUAUACUUGUGCAAUAUACCACAAAGUACCAAACUCGAGGAUCAUAAUGCAUGAUUUCCACAGAUUCAUUCUUCAUUUAGAUGAUAGUACAAAGUUGGAUGGAUCGCGAGAAAGUCAAAAGAUUUUUUCAUCAAAUAUAGAACCAUCGUAUUCCAGUUUUUGGUUACAUUUAAUAUCUGUAUCAAUAUUGAUCGCGGUUUUGCUAGCCGGUUUCGUCAUCUAUCGAAUUCUACAAAAAACAAGAAUACGUCUAGAAAAUAAAACAGCCGUUAAAAACAACUUCAUAUUUGCAUAAUCGAGAAAAUUUCCAACUGCAGGUAGGUACCUAAUUAGUUUGAUAACAGACGAGAAAUACUUGAACACAUCAGUCUUGAAAUCCAUUUCCAGUGAAAAAUGACAUCGUUUAUAAAUUCAGAAGUACACAUGUUUCAUUUAAAGCCCGAUUGGAUCGUAUUUGCAUCAUUAAAGAUACCAAUUCAUCAAUGUAAUAUUUUAUAGUACUCGUGUUGAUAUUAAAACAUCUUACCAGUA
Planococcus citri (citrus mealybug) is the source of this 1000-nucleotide messenger RNA. Its product is annotated as fibroblast growth factor receptor-like 1. Lineage: Eukaryota; Metazoa; Arthropoda; Insecta; Hemiptera; Pseudococcidae. The transcript has 7 exons. Bases 120 to 764 code for a protein of 214 amino acids. The record is from RefSeq and is a predicted model, not a curated record.